AUGGUGAAGAAGGACUGCAGCAUUCAAGAAAAAAUCGACUUAGAAAUUCGAAUGAGAGAAGGAAUAUGCAAACUCCUUUCUUUGAGCACUCAGAAAGACCAGGUUUUGCAUGCAGUUAAGAACCUCAUGGUAUGCAAUGCUCGAAUAAAGGCGUACACAUCCGAGCUACAUACAUUAGAAGAACAGAUUGUAAAUCAAACUGGAAAAUGUGAUGUGAAAAUUGAAGAUAAAGAACGAACAGCAUGUAAAGCAAAGAUUGCCAUCUCAGAUAUCCGAAUACCACUAAUGUGGAAAGACACUGAUCACUUCAGCAAUAAAGAACGAUCACAGCGCUAUGCCAUUUUUUGUUUAUUCAAAAUGGGAGCUGAAGUUUUUGCCACUGACAUGGUGAUUGUGGAUAAAACAAUCACAGAUAUAUGCUUUGAAAAUGUAACCAUAUUUAACAAAGCAGGGCCAGACUUUCAGAUAAAGGUGGAAGUAUAUAGUUGCUGUACAGAAGAAUCUUCUAUGAUCAACACACCAAAAAAGCUAGCUAAGAAACUUAAGACAUCUAUAAGUAAAGCAACCGGAAAGAAAAUAAAUUCAGUGCUUCAAGAAGAUGAUCAUGAAAUGAGCUUGUUCUUCAGUUCAGCCGUUUUUGGUGCAAGGUAUAAUUUACUAGCUCACACUACCCUGACCUUGGAAAGUAUUGAGGAUAGCUUCAAGACCCAUAAUCUGUCUAUUAGUGGAAGUGAGGAGUCGUCAUUUUGGCUUCCCUUAUACGGUAAUAUGUGCUGUCGAUUAGUGGCCCAGCCCGCUUGCAUGGCCAAGGAUGCAUUUGCAGGAUUUCUUAAUCAGCAGCAAAUGGUAGAAGGUCUAGUCAGUUGGAGAAGGUUAUAUUGUGUUUUAAGAGGGGGCAAACUCUAUUGCUUUUAUACCCAAGAAGAAAUUGAAGCUAAAGUGGAGCCAGCCUUGGUGGUGACCAUUAACAAGGAAACGAGAAUUCGGGCAAUGGACAAGGAUGCCAAGAAAAGAAUCCAUAUUUUCUCUGUCAUCAACCCUGGGGCUGGACAGGGCAUAACUCAGAUUUUUUCAGCAGAUAGUAAAGAAGAUCUGCAGAAGUGGAUGGACGCCUUCUGGCAGCAUUUCUUUGAUCUGUGCCAAUGGAAGCAUUGUUGUGAAGAACUUAUGAAAAUUGAGAUUCUGUCGCCACGGAAACCACCUUUGUUCUUAACAAAAGAGGCGACCUCAGUCUACCAUGAUAUGAGCAUUGAUUCUCCAAUGAAACUUGAAAGUUUAACUGAUAUAAUCCAAAAGAAAAUUGAAGAAACAAAUGGGCAGUUCCUUAUUGGUCAGCAUGAAGAAUCCUUACCCCCUCGAUGGGCCUCGCUCUUUGAUGGUCAUCAUCACCUGGUGGUUCAGAAGAAGGUGUUGUCUCCCCAGAGUGAUCAGUCACAGAAUGGGAAAGGGAAAAAGAGGCGAGCUCCCCCACCGCCUUCUGAUCAGCCUCCGUUUAGCUUAAAAACGCAGCCCCACAGCGAACAACUGGCCAAGGACAGGAUGGAGAAAACGAAUCCACCUCGGACCUCACCUUCGGAUGCCAGAUUGUCCACCCUCGUGCCUCACCUGCAGAAACCAAGGGCGGCUCCUGGGAAACCCCCUCCUCCCAGGAAACAUGGUGUAGCUGCCGUGGGGCACACAGACCCUGAAACCAGUGUCGAAGCCAAGCCACUGCCAGCGCCAAGGCAGAAAUCCAUCAAAGACAUUUUGGAUCCUAGAUCCUGGUUGCAGGGCACGAGUAUAGGAAACACUUAAUAUAUAAAACAUUUAGCAAAAUCUAGGCUUUAAUUCAGAGUCAGUAUAGAUAUACUGAUAUGAAAUUAUGUAGGUAAAUGUGACAGUGAUUUACACCAAUAAUUAACAAGCUGUUAUAGAAAAUGUAUCAGUGAUUUCCCCAGCAGAGUGUCAGUUUUGAGAUAAUAUCCUAGUUGUUGGGCCUGUUCAUUUAUUCUUAAAUACUUCCAGGCAAUAAACAAGCUCGGCAGAAGAAAGUGUUCACAUUUCUCUUAGGGAGAGACUCUGUAGGCAUUUAAAAUGUGUUAAAUAUGAGCCAUAUUCUCAUGGUGAGAAUUUUAAUAGUAACGGAAUGUUUCAAAAGUUUUAUUCAAGCCACAAAUUAUAGAGUCCACCCAAGAAAAUUUUCUUCUUAGCAUUCUGGAAUUCUCAUCUAACGGUUCCCUGGCUCUCGUCUAUUGUUCAACUUGCUAGUUUAUAGGCUUGACCUUUUAAAUUCCUGAGAAACAUUUUGGAAUAUUAAAUUCUUCCAUCUUUAAAGAGAAUUUUUAGUAUGUUUUUCAAAGUUGUUUCCUUGAUGAGCCCCAAAAUCCUGUUGACAUUAAUCUUGCUAGUGAAGCAGAACAUUUCUGAAUUUAGGAAAUUGACAGAUUUUCAUCUCUUUACAUUCACUUUUCUAUGCGUGGUGUUAAUUUCCAUUGUGACGUUGGAAUUUGAGGAAGUAGAUAGCUGAUUAACACCUUCAAAUUCAUUUAAUACUUAUUUUAAAAGCAGAUGGCACAUCGUAAAAAUCUCAGAAAAGUUGGCCAUGGUAAUGAUUUUCAGGAUUC
Molecule: messenger RNA, 2603 nt
Organism: Echinops telfairi (small Madagascar hedgehog)
Lineage: Eukaryota; Metazoa; Chordata; Mammalia; Afrosoricida; Tenrecidae
Gene: RTKN2
Product: rhotekin 2
Exons: 12
Coding region: 1-1794 (597 amino acids)
Biological process (GO): positive regulation of cell population proliferation; signal transduction; hemopoiesis
Source: RefSeq, a predicted model, not a curated record